AUGGAACUUCAAAACAGUGUAUGUUUGCUGUUGAAUUUGAUUGUCUUCACAAGUGCAAGAGAGCCCUCGAGCCCGAUAUGCUCGAGAUAUGACUAUGAAGAGCGUUUACUUGAGCGAGUCCUUAGAAACGAACUGGCUCUUGAAACCACUCUGAAUGAUAUACUGAAAACGAACGCCAAAGUUGUGGAUGCGUUAAAACAAUUAGAAGAUGGGAAAGCAAAAGUGGAUUCUACGUUGGCAGUUAUGGAAAAGAAACAAAUCGAAAUAGAAUCUACACUAAGUGAUUUUGUUAACAAUGCCUCUCACACUAUAAACGCGACAUUGGCUUCAAAUGUGGGCGCAAUGGUUAAAGCUGCUUCAGAUAUCAAAGACAAUGCAACUGUGACGUUACAGCGACUCGUUAACCAAGUCAACAUCCUUAAAGAUCAGUUAAAAGUCCCAACAAUUUACUUUCGUGCGCGCAUUACAGCCAGCUUCACAGACCUAUCAGGUGGCCAAGAUGUUGUCUUCCCGACAGUUGAGGUAAAUGAAGGUCAGGGUUAUGAUCCUUCAACAGGAAAGUUCACAGCCUCGAUCCCUGGAAUGUAUCUGUUCACCGUCCAGUAUUGUGUGAAUUACAACAACUAUGUUAGGCUUGAACUCGUGCAUGGAGGCAAGACAUUACAGAGGUCGACUCACUAUGAUGCACCCGGUGCUUAUCCAUGUGUGACUAUGCAGGCUUCAGCAUUGGUUGCCAUGAGAGACAUGGUCUGGGUGCGCACCACGGAUUCGAGCAAGUUGUAUGCAGAUUCAUUCAGAUAUAAUUCAUUUGCUGGCACAUUGAUCCAUGUAUAACCACACUAUCAAGUAUGUAACAUACUACACUUCGUAAAGAAGGAGACACCAAUCUUCUAAUAAAAGUUGUCUAUGUUCAGACUCUUUGGAACUUCAUUAUUUGACAAAAAAUGAAAAUAAGUAUGCAAUUAUAUAAUCAUAAUGCAUGUUUCAUAUAUUUUUAUUUUCGUUGGCUUUAUAUCGUUGUACUGUUAACAAUAGCAUUUGGUUAUCGGUAUGCCUCGCCUGGUGGUUUCUUCAAUACAUAAUACAUAACUUGUUAAUAACCAACAAUUAACAACGAAAUAUCAAAUGAGCACUUACUCAAAAGUAAAUUCCUUCUGUUUUAUGUUAAAAAAAAUACUUUUAUUAAGAAAUAGGAAAUGUACCUAUAUAUGUACACUUUUAAUGUAUUUCAUUAUAUGACAGUUGAUCAGUUAGUAUUGUGUAUGGCAGUAAAGCGGACUUACGUAUGUAUAUGCUUUUAUUGAAAUGUCAAUAUCUAUCUGAGAAGCAUGGU
Molecule: messenger RNA, 1333 nt
Organism: Dreissena polymorpha
Lineage: Eukaryota; Metazoa; Mollusca; Bivalvia; Myida; Dreissenidae
Exons: 2
Coding region: 1-834 (277 amino acids)
Molecular function (GO): protein binding
Source: RefSeq, a predicted model, not a curated record